Molecule: messenger RNA, 1128 nt
Organism: Acanthamoeba castellanii str. Neff
Lineage: Eukaryota; Discosea; Longamoebia; Acanthamoebidae
Exons: 4
Coding region: 1-1128 (375 amino acids)
Source: RefSeq, a predicted model, not a curated record
AUGGCGGACAAAUUUCGCGAAUUGGACAUUCUACUCGCCAAUUUCGAAAGAGGAGGAACGAAGAGGAAGGAGGCGUCGGUCGAGGUCCUCACUGCAGAGCAGAAAUGGAGCCUCGACAUCCAGCGUGUAGUGGCUGAGCUGAAGAGCGGCAUUCUCCAGAAGAAGGCGCCCGACGAUGUGGAUGCCAGCGCGUUGAUGAAUGAAGUCAAAGACGUGCUGCUGCUCGUGCGGCAGCUUGUGCAGGUGGGCAUAACCGCGAAGCGCCUCCAUCGUUGCCUCAAUGCUGGCUCCAUCUCCCUGGCUGCCCUCGGCCUGCCUCCAUCUUCCGUGAACGAGGAUCUCAUCCACAACAGCCUUUCUUCCAACGGCUCCACAGCCACAUCCUCCAAUGCCACCGUACGAUUUCGAGGGGCUCGCAAGAUCUUCGUAGCGGCGCUCGAUGCCCUUCUCGACGUCCUGCCCCCUCUCCCCUCUUCCUUUUCGACUCCUUCUUCCUCAUCUCCCGCUUCAUCAUGUUCCACAUCUCCUCGCCACACGUCCACACGGCCGACUUCUUCGUUCCACCCGCCCACCGCCGCUGCCGCGCUGCACUCCGCAGUCGGCCACGACCAGUCGUCCGCGACGCCGCGAGCUGGUGGCGGGCCGCCACCGACCGUCCCGCCCGACGUGUGGCAGGAGCUCUCGCAGGGCCGCAAACUCUCUAACAACCCGCGCCGCGCGUCGCUGCACCUGGCCCUCAACAAACGCACAGCCGUCACCCCUGGAGUGAACGAUUACCGGCGUAGCGUUGCGAUCGACACGUCGCCGCGCUCGCAGACGCCGCCUGCAUCGGCCUUCCGAUCGCCUCGCGCAAAUCUCACGGUUCCCAAAUCGCCUCGGGCCGCGCCCGCCAGCCCGACCCUGACCCAGUCGGGGCUGAUGCCGCCCGCGGUCGGCACCACCGCAGGUCUCAAGUCGCCGCGGCCACUCAGCAGCCGCGACGAGGAGAUGCUCGAGCUGCUGGAGCAGCUCGACUCGGAGCUGCUGACCUCAUUCAACAGCAAAGAGAAGCGAGCUACGGGCGAUCACCACUCUGGUGACGCCGCGGGCCACCGACAAGAAGACGAAACAGAAGGUGCGUGCUUUUGA